Molecule: messenger RNA, 2867 nt
Organism: Saccostrea echinata
Lineage: Eukaryota; Metazoa; Mollusca; Bivalvia; Ostreida; Ostreidae
Product: BTB/POZ domain-containing protein KCTD3-like
Exons: 20
Coding region: 63-2126 (687 amino acids)
Biological process (GO): protein homooligomerization
Molecular function (GO): protein binding
Source: RefSeq, a predicted model, not a curated record
ACUUCAUUUUGGUUUAUAAUAACGAGGAGGGCGUGUGUAGUAGUGCUUAAAUAAUUAAUUCGAUGCCAGGAGACGUGAUUCAUCUCAAUGUAGGGGGAUCAAGGUUUUCAACAUCAAGACACACCCUGACAUGGAUUCCAGAUUCAUUCUUUACAAGUAUGCUGAGUGGCAGGAUAUCAUCCCAGAUGGAUGAAACUGGUGCAAUUUUUAUUGACAGAGAUCCGGUGAUAUUUUCUGUGAUACUGAACUUCAUGAGAACCAAGGAAGUAGACUUUGGAAGUGUUGACAUAUCAGCUCUCCGCCACGAGGCAGAAUAUUUUGGCAUUACCCCCUUAGUGAGACGUUUAACUCUUUGUGAGGAUCUUGAACAUGCUUCCUGUGGUGAUGUUUUAUUCCAUGGCUAUCUUAAUCCACCAGAACCUCCCCUACCUCCUCCUACAGCGGAGAAAAAGAGGCAUUCCGUUUCUGUGGUUGGGUCUUCAGGUACAUCUCCUUCUCAUGCCAGGAGCCCUAGUAGCACUUCCAGACACGAGUCCCAUAGCCCAAGAUCCCCUCGCCCAGUGUCUGAGACAUGUAGUUCCCCCCCAGUCAAUGAACUUAGACCAGUUCGUCCAGCAUCAGAAGUUCUACCCAGCCAUUCUGCUGAUGUGGACAAAAUACAAACUCAUCACAGUCAUGAUGAGCCUUUAAAAGUUACCAUGGUGAGGGGUCAUCACAAUUGGCUUUGUGUGGCAUAUCCACAUUUUGUGUGCUGUUUCAGGAUGAAAGAUUCGGCAGGUUGGCAGUUGAGAUGGACCAGUCCCUACAUGGAGAAUGUUGUCGACAGAGUGGCCAUUAAUGCUAAGGUUUUAAAUCCCGACAACCCCAACAAGAUGGUGGCUGCUGCUAUGGGCAACAUGAUACAACUGUGGUUUGUUACAGAAGAAGGAACUAGCAGAGAGAUUGGGAAGUUCAGCUUAAAUGUGUCUGUUGACUCCUUGUUCUUCAUUGGAAGUCAGCUGGUGGCUCUGAGUCAGACUGGGAAAGUUGGGGUUUGGCACGCAAUGACUCAGCACUGGCAGAUCCAAGAUGUAGUUCCAGUGUCCAGUUAUGACACAGCAGGAUCUUUCCUGUUACUAGGUUGUGAGAAUGGUUCCAUUUAUUACAUAGACAUGCAGAAAUUUCCUUUGAGAAUGAAGGACAAUGAUCUUUUGGUGACGGAGUUAUACAAGGACCCAUCAGAAGACAUGGUCACUGCACUUAGUGUGUAUCUCACUCCAAAAACCAGUAUUAGUGGUAACUGGAUUGAGAUAGCCUAUGGCACAAGCUCAGGGAUAGUGAGGGUCAUUGUCCAACACCCAGAAACUGUAGGAAGUGGGCCUCAGCUGUUCCAGACCUUCACAGUUCACAGGAGUCCUGUUACUAAAGUGAUGCUGUCAGAGAGACACCUUGUGUCAGUUUGUAGCGAGUAUAAUCACGUAAGGACGUGGAGUGUGACCCGCUUUAGAGGAAUGAUCUCCACCCAGCCUGGAUCCACUCCUUUGGCUUCUUUUAAGAUCGUGUCUCUUGAAGACGUAGACCCAAUUAUUAGUUAUUCUGCCAGCAAUGACAUUGGUCCCUAUGGUGAGCAAGAUGAUCAGCAGGUUUUCAUUCAGAAAGUUGUUCCAGAAACAAAUCAACUGUUUAUCAGACUUUCAUCAAAUGGUCAAAGGGUAUGCGUCAUUAAGUCAGUGGAUAGUUGCAAUAUCAGUGCUUUCUGUGUUCACGAGUGUGAGGGCUCAAACCGCAUGGGUUCUCGACCCCGGAGAUACCUCUUCACUGGUCAUUCCAAUGGUGCCAUUCAGAUGUGGGAUUUAACUACAGCUUUGGAUAAAAUGGUCAAAACUGAUCAAGGAACAGUGAAAGAUGGUGGUCCAACUGCCAAAGAGCUAGUGAAACUCCUUGAACAAUGUGACCUUUCUUCUUCAAGGUCACCCACCCCUUGUGUCAGCAGAACCCCCUCUGUGGUACACAUGGCCCCACCUCAACAGGGGGCAACUUCUGGUCCAUGGAUUAUGCAGUCAGAAACAGACAGUCUUGGAGAAGGGGCCACAGGAGGGGACUACAUGGAAACCGUGGAGACAGACACACAAGUCACAAGAAUAUGAACAAAACAAGGACAAAAAAGAAGCAGCAUUCAAAUGACUCAGUUGAAAGGAGCAUACUUAGUGAAUAAGAUAUUUAUACUGAAGUUUUUAAUGCAUUUUCUGAACAUGCUUCAUUAACACCUACAUGUAUAAUAUGAAGGCUUCAUUACAUUAAGUUAGUUAGGAUCUGCUUAUUUAAAUUGUGUGAUAAGUUUGUAUGUUAGUGAUAUUAUGUAAUCUUUACAUUUUCAGUGAAAAUGCGAACUUUUUAAUUCACCGUUUUAGAGUGGAUUGUCGUACAACUGUUUAGAUCUUUGACAGGUCUUGCUGAUCAAAAGAAUUCCUUUUUAAUCUACUGUCACUAUUUUUAUGUGUGAAGACGUUUAGAAAAAUACAUGCAAUACUGUAAAUCAUGUUUUACUUCCAAUAACUUUAUUUUCGCUUAAUUAUGUGAGGCCAUCUCUUCAAGAAAAUUUCAUUCUUGGGUUUAAUUGUAUUAGUAUAGAUUAUGUAGAACAUUAACCAGAAUUUGUGAAAAUUUUGUCUUGCUUUAUAUAAAUUCUAUACAAGUAUCUCGCAAAAAUAAGGUGUCGGAAAAAUUAAUGAUUUACAGUAUGCAAGAGGCAUAAUUAAUUUUCUCUCCAAGUUGACAAUGUGAUGUACAAGUCUUUACGAUGUUUUAUAUUAAUUGAUUCUUUGUUUUUAAUAUGUAUAGCAAUCACUGUUCCAUUAUGGCAUAAAAUAAAAAUGUUUAAAACUGUU